AUGUCUUACUACGACAUUGAUUCCAUUCUCACAGAUGCCGAGAAAGUCCCCUGCAAAUUCGAACUCGAUGUUGCCGACCUCGGAUACCUCGACAAUAAUCCCUCGCAUGCUUUAAAGGCAGGAACCAACGUCAGCCUCCCUCUCUGGCUCGCCGAGAUGCUUGCCCUUGCCAAUGCAGGCACCGGCGACGACUCCAAGGCGCCCGUCACCUUGAACCUUCCUCCCUCACUCUCGAAUCAAGUCGUACAAGCACUCAAGGCCGAUGCGCGCUCGGUGCCGGUUAGAGACCAGAGCGCCCACUUCUACGGACUCGGCACUCGUAUCCUGGAUCUCUUCGACGAGCGCGACCUUAGCGACACCAUGCGAAAGACGUUCAUAGCGCGCGCGUCUGAGAUCGCAUUGCACGCCCGAAAAGGAGGUGAUGAUGGUGUUGGAGGCUCCGGUGAGGAGUUCCUCCGCGGCCUGGAUGAGUGGGAGCGAGGACUUUUCCGAAAAGCUCACGACGGCACAAAGGCUUCCAAGGAAUGGAUGGACAAGGUCAAGAAGCAUUGA
Colletotrichum abscissum is the source of this 552-nucleotide messenger RNA. RefSeq names its product DNA replication complex GINS protein psf-3. The transcript is spliced from 2 exons. Gene Ontology annotation, biological process: mitotic DNA replication initiation. Bases 1 to 552 code for a protein of 183 amino acids. Gene Ontology annotation, cellular component: GINS complex. NCBI's taxonomy places the organism in Eukaryota, Fungi, Ascomycota, Sordariomycetes, Glomerellales, Glomerellaceae. The record is from RefSeq and is a predicted model, not a curated record.